Gadus macrocephalus (Pacific cod) is the source of this 1474-nucleotide messenger RNA. RefSeq names its product interferon regulatory factor 2b (gene irf2b). The transcript has 10 exons. Gene Ontology annotation, cellular component: nucleus. The record is from RefSeq and is a predicted model, not a curated record. Gene Ontology annotation, biological process: regulation of transcription by RNA polymerase II; immune system process. Gene Ontology annotation, molecular function: DNA-binding transcription factor activity, RNA polymerase II-specific; RNA polymerase II cis-regulatory region sequence-specific DNA binding. The coding region runs from base 227 to 1339 and encodes 370 amino acids. Lineage: Eukaryota; Metazoa; Chordata; Actinopteri; Gadiformes; Gadidae.
CUUUAUUUCCGCAUGUUUGUGCCGAGCGCUGGCACAAGCGAAACCGUGUUUCUUUAUCUAUUUUCACUUUUGCUUGGCUUGAAGAGGAAGAUGCGCGGAGACAGGAAAGGCGGACUGUUAACUCUUUAGUGCUAAAUGCGGAACCAGUGUAAUGGUUCUCCGCUCCAGGUGAUCGAAAGCUUCUGGCCGUUCUCCGAGAAACUGAACUCAAACCUAGAGAAUAAAAAUGUCGAGCAUAGUUGUUGGUUCGGAUACAUUGUCUGCAGACUGCUCCGACAGUGAUUCUCUGCAGGGCUAUUGUGAUACUGCCACUCAGGACGGGAAGUCACACACCAUGAGUUAUAAUCAGGAAGAGAGUUACAGUGAGGAUACCAUGCCGGUAGAGAGGAUGCGAAUGCGGCCGUGGUUGGAAGAGCAGAUAAAUUCAUGCCUGAUUCCAGGACUCAAAUGGGUCAACAAGGAAAAGAAAAUCUUCCAGAUCCCAUGGAUGCACGCGGCGCGCCAUGGCUGGGAUCUGCAGAAAGACGCUCCGCUCUUCAUGAAGUGGGCCAUACACACCGGUAAGUACCAGCUCGGCGUGGACCGCCCGGACCCCAAGACAUGGAAGGCCAACUUCCGCUGUGCGGUGAACAGCCUGCCGGACAUGGAGGAGGUGAAGGACAAGAGCAUCAAGAAGGGCACCAACGCCUUCAGGGUCUACAAGAUGCUCUCCUCAUCGGAGAGGAGCACCAAGAAAGGAAAGAAGAAGAAGGAUGGGAAACCCAAGGCAGCUAAAGAAGGUGACUUCAAGGCCGAGGAUGAGGGAGAGGAGGCGAUGAUGGGCGUGGACAUCAAGGAGGAAGUCUGUGAGGAAGAGGAUGGCAGAGAGCUGGACGGCAACCUGGGUAUCCACUACCCAAUAGGCGAGCACCUGAUCACCAGCGAGCAGCUGCCAUUUGUCUGCCAGACCAUCGAGGUGACCACUGAGAACGAAGAGCAGAUGGUCAGCUCUUCCUACCCCUACCCUCUCCAGAUCUCUCCCGUGUCUUCAUACUGUGACAGCGACACAGAUAGCUUGAACAGUGAGACAGAAGAUGCAGGAGAGGGCGUGAGCGGCGCCUGGAUGCGGAGCUACAGCGCGUCCAUCCUCCGGAUGCCGCCGGGCCCUCUGCCCGGCGUGUCCAGCUUCAUGUCCAACAAGCCCAACCUGCGCAUCACCACCAUCCAGGACCCCAACCCGCUCAUCAGCUACCGUGCCGACAAAUGGACCGCGCGCUACGUCAAGUCAAAGCCCGGGACCACCGGGCACGAGGUGCGCGCCAGCGUCAUCAUGAAGACCUCCGACGUCAACUCGUCCUGACCUGCACAGGCCGUCUUAGGUUGUUCAAACGCUGCGUAGGGCGGACGUCGACACGUCCGUUGUCAUGGUUGCUGUUUUUGAUGACACAUCAUCAGCGGUUGGGACGGAGGUUUAUAGAGGCCCCCGGGGCCCGGU